This is a messenger RNA of Cladophialophora psammophila CBS 110553, 1863 nucleotides long. RefSeq lists its product as uncharacterized. Lineage: Eukaryota; Fungi; Ascomycota; Eurotiomycetes; Chaetothyriales; Herpotrichiellaceae. The record is from RefSeq and is a predicted model, not a curated record. The transcript has a single exon. Bases 1 to 1863 code for a protein of 620 amino acids.
AUGGCCAACGCAACGGACAUCAUAACAUACAUCGGCGUGCCGCUCGCCGUGCUAGGUGUCCUUCCCAUCCUGUAUACCUUUAUGCUCGCUGUCCUUACGCAGCGCCGAAUCCGCGCCGCCCUCGUCCACCACGGCCAUAGACCAGUCAGCACGACACGUCCGCACGAUGGCUUCACCAUCCGCAGCUCCCCAAUGACCAGUCUCAUUGAAGUCGAACUGCCUCGCUACACCAUUGCUCCUCUCGAGCGCAGCGAUGAAGAUUAUUGGAAAACCACGACCGAGGGGAAAGAGGCAUCAGAAGAACAUCACCAUCUCCUAACACUGGAUCGCGCAGAGAGUACUCUGUCUAUGAUUGAAGAAGGGCGAGUACGCGGCUUUUUGCGGGGUGGCAGCUGGCGUGGCUUCCAUUGGAAAAAACUUAUUGUGGGGAAGAAAUUGUAUAGGAUACAAUACGAGGAUGAAUUGAGGGAGCCGCCUGCCGAGGUGGGCUUUGAGGAACUGGUGGUGUUUUUGCUAGAUUGGGGUGCUGUGCCAGAAGGAAUGGGCUGGGAGAAAUUGAGGAGCGGGGGAUUGUGGACGCCGAGCGGGACGGUGUUAUUGAAGAAGCCUGAGGACGAUGGCUUGGAUGCUGACGAAAGCAGUAAGAGAAGAGGAAGGGGCGCAGACUGGGUGCUGAGAACGAGCAUGCCUGACGAGAGUGAUGGGGUACUAAGUCUAACGAUUCGAUGGACACGAGACGAGACGACAUCUGUUAGAGAGUCGAGAGGAGCAGAAAGCCUUCCCCCAGGUUGGGGACGAUUGACCCAACCCGCUCUGCUCGAAGCUAAUGAGAAACGCAAAGAAAAUGAGAAAGAUUUACCGGCGAGGAUCGAGGGGUUGAAGUCGGCAAACAAAUACAGUAUGGACAGCACCAGCUUCCGGUUUCACACCGAAGAUAACCGCGUACGAAGACUCCUCUGGGAACACAAGAACGUCGAAACGGGCUUCGUAUGUGCACCGUUCCGAAACUACGAGCAAUCCUCGGCGGGAUUAUGGUUUGCCUGCGCGGCGUCCGCUCUCCUCGCCCACAAGACUUCCACAAGCGGUGGUCUCUGGGCAUUCGAGACUCCCACAGAGAUCAAAACCUUCGUGCGGAAAGACUCAAUCCCAUGCGGCGUCAUGGUUCUCCUCGGUCUCCUUUCCGAAAACGAUGCACCACAGUGGUCAUAUCAAAAGGACGAUCACAAUGACGCCAUGAAUCGGGCGCGACAACAUCACUCAUGGCUUCAAGCUCGUCUGGCUGCAGAGAGACUGGAGGCCACGAUGCCACCUGAACAAGCUCGAAUCCACAAGAUGAACAGGGAGACGAAUGAGAGACAGCAACAGCACAAUGAGAUGAUAGCAUCUCUCACAGCGAGACGCGAGCGGGAAGAAAAGCGGAUCAAGGACGCGAUUGCGAGUCCGAGGAUGGAUGUCAAGCGGGUCAGUGAAGCAUGUCUGGUUUGGCUGAUCGAGAGGGGAGAAGUGGGCAAGGAAUGGACUGUGCACGACUUGGCGGAGGCGGUUUGUUAUUUAAUGGUGGUGGAUUCGCAGGAUCGGAGCAGUAAUCAGAACGAGGAUGGGAAAGCGGAAGAGGAAACGGGAGAAGCGAUGAGGAUCAUUGGAAUCCUGGACGAAUGGAUGGCCUGGGCCACAGCAGGGGGCAUGAAGAAACAGCAGUUCCAUCUGCUGGAGAAAGAGAAGGACAAAGCAGCGUUUUGCUUCGCCGUUGUCCUUGUCGCUGUCGUGGCAGACGCGACGAGCUCGAACAAUGCGGUCAUGGGGAAGGUGGGAGCGGAUAUGCUGGAGUGCUUGAGGCUGUGGAGGAAGGUUCGCCUAGGUUGA